AUGUCCAGUUGGGCACAGCAGCGAGAAGCCAUCCGCCGAGCGAGAGCGAGGACGAACGCCCAGGGCUCGCAGCGGCUCCCCCUCGCGAACCGCGAGGCCUUCUUCCGCGAGAAGUACACGGACUGGCUCGCCCACGUGGUCCCACAUCUUCGACGCCUGCGCCAUUCCUGCAAGCUUCUGGGGUCCUCAGCCGAAGUCUUGGACAUCAUCGCGAAGUUCUUGCAGGUCCUGACCUCCAGCAACGGAAACGUCCCGCCAACUGGCACAUCGUGCGACGGUGCGACCUGCAACACCAAGGUGAAUGCAGUGUGGUUGGGACUGCUGCCGGAGGAUGCUCGACAGCAGCUUCCCUUCUUCAAAGACCUCCGCCUUACGUAUCCCAAGUGGAAGCUGUGGCCCUAUGCCUUUGCACACUUUGGCGACUUCCUGAUGACACCGUCCAACGGUUACUUCCAUGUGACGAAGAGGUACAACCUCCAGCACUGCAGCGGGAUCAGGAAGGUCAGGUAUCCAGGUUGUGCAGUGGUAGCCCUUUUGAUUAUGUUUCUUUUGGAGCCGGAACACAAGAUAACAACACACCCUAACAUGCUUACCUUUCCCCAUCGUUGGGCCAACGAACAGCCCAGAUAUGGCGAUCUGUGGGUAGAUGUGGCAUGCGAGUUGGACAAAGGCAUCUCUCACAAAACCUUCACUUGUGUCAACAAGCAGAGCGAUGCAGAUGCCGCGAUGCGGUCCUCGCCGCCCUUUGUUCCUCGAUCCUGGAGUGCAGCCGGCCUUCAUGUCCACUGCCUCAUCAGUGCUUUGCUGUGCAGCUGCACCGGCGGCAGUCCAGGCUACAGCAAGAGCCAGAUGGCUUGCAAUGGAUUCAGUGUUUACUUCUUGAUGCUUCUGCAUCUGCAUCACAACCUGGCCCGAGGGCGGGCGCCCAACGAAGGCAUUUCGCACACAACCCUCCGCAACGUAUGCAGUGCUGCGGCUCACGCCGUGAACUGCUGCUUAGGCAGCCACGAACCGCGAUACACACAAGAAAUUGGGAUAGAAGUCAUGUUUUCUGAGGUGAAGAGCCCCUUCCGGGGCAACCCAACACUGAAGGACAUGCUGUAUGGGACGGCUCGAUUGGCGGCCCUCAAGGCCAAGGCCCUGCAGAAGAUAGUGGCGCUCCGAGACUGCCUUCAGUUCUGGAGUUUCAUCUGUGUCGAUACCACGGUCGAUGAGCUUUAUGAUGGGCUGCGGAAGUUCUGGGGGCAGGAGGGCCACUCUUUCUUUCGAUCCCUGGCCGAGGUGGAGGACCCAGGAGAUCUGCUGCCGGACAUGGUGGAAGUCUCUCUCCAAGAUGAUCAGUGCAAGGAUGCAGCCACCACGCAUACCGAAAAGCUCCAGUCAAUGAGAGAUCGAGCCGCCGUGAUGGAGCAAGUGGAGGCUCUCUGCAGCCAGGACGAGCCCCCAGCCGAGCUUGCAGAGGCAAGGCCCGCUGAUGAUCAGCCGGCACCGGUGGAUGAGGCUUCUAUCCUGCCGCCCGAAGGGCAUGAGUCAGGGGUCCCCAUGACCUUGCAUGACGUGCUGGUCAUCGCACUGCACCAGGGCGGCCCUGAGUUCGACAUUGGUGAAUCCACUGCUCUAGGGAAGGGUGCAUGCCUCCAUCGCAUGCAGCGGCUCAUGAGCCCGAUCAGGGCUUUCUCUCGACAGGCCAGGCUCGAGGAAAACAUCCUCAGCAAAGGUCUUUUGGAGGACCGAAAGGCAAAGGCCAAUGAUUGGAAUCAGCGAGAGCACGACCUGGUAGUUGCCAGGAGGAUGGCCAAUCUGUCGCAUCAGCGAGCAGCCCGAAGCACAGCUUGGGCCAAUGCAUCUGCAUCCUUCGUGCAGGAGGUCAGAAAAAGCAUCCGGAGACUGCCGGCGGCCUGCAGUGCAUCGAGACUUACCGUCCUUUGA
Molecule: messenger RNA, 1929 nt
Organism: Symbiodinium sp. CCMP2592
Lineage: Eukaryota; Dinophyceae; Suessiales; Symbiodiniaceae
Source: the annotation of a GenBank genome assembly